CAGACAGCUUCCUGAUGUAUGAGGCUUCUAUCCUCUGUUAUUUGGGAUUAUUUUACGCUCUUAUUAUGGUGUUUAUAUAGUACUGCUUUAUACAUACUCCUGUUAACCUAUAUUGACAGGCGUAUGGAUGCUGAAUUGCAACAAAUGAAGAUGCCAGUUGCAGUCGAGUUCCCUAACUGGAUAUUGCUGCUGCAUACAGAUAGAUAGAGAGGUUUGAGCAUAGCUUAGGCGUUUCUGGAUGCUGGGAUUUGUGCAGACUUCUCCAGUGAUGUGCUGACAGUCGAAAUCAUCGCCUGAGACCAAUGAAAUAUACAAAAUUGUAUCUAUGCGAUGAUUAUUCUUCUAUAACCAUGGAACUCCCAAAUUCCCGUCUGUGGCUGAGACCUCAUCAAGGUAGUGUUAGAAAUUUAGGAUCCGGGGUGGAGGAAGAAGAUAACUGCAACUUUUAAAUUGAUCAACUCAACAAAUCACGACAACCAUAUUCAGUUGACUUCUUACUGCUGUGGUCAUUUCAGUGGAAUACUACCUCUUGCCAUAGCUAAAAGCAGCCAUGGAACUCACCUAAAGUGGAUUUACAUUCCAUUGUUACACUGUUACAUUUCUCUUUUUCUCGCAACUGUGUUUAACAGGCUUUCCUCUCUGUUUAUUAUGAUCGAGUUAAUGGCUGGCUUUGCCCAUUGUUAUUAACCAUUGUGUAUGCUCAGGUACAGUAUUAAGGACUGGCUUCCUUUACAGCCUGAAAAAUUCGAGACGUCCUGUGCCCAUCAUGGGCAAUUAAAAGUCAAUUCAUCUUGAGAGUAAAUAUAGCAGUUGAUGUGACUGUUCAAACAUAACUUCCAAGAUUUUUUUUUUUUUUUUUUCGGAAUAAUUAAUUAGUUUCUGUAGACUAAAGCACCCUGGUGAGAGCCACUGCCUUUUAGGGCUCUGGAUUUAAGAGCACGAUUGCUCUGCUAAAACAAGCAUUGGGAAGUGAGGCACAGAUCGAAAUGUAAUGUUUUAUUUUAACCAAACUACCAUAUAUUGCACAGAUAUAUAUUUUUUUUAUUUUCUCUUACCCUGGACAGUUAAUGAUAAUUAGCCAAAUUAACUAUAGAAGGAUUGAAAGCAGUGUUGUAAAAUCUGAUUUUUGAAAAACGAAAUAUUUAUUUAUUUUAUAACAUUUCUUUUGACUUGGGAGCAUCUCCGCAUGUUUGUGAUCCCUGAUGGUCCUAGCCAGGCUCUGGGAGAGCCUCAGAUCUCAGCCUGUGACUCUCCCCCUCCUUAGCUGCCUCUGCACUAGGAUGUUGCGGAAGGUUCUGCACAGGGGGCUGAGAACGUGCUUUUCCAGACUUGGAUUUUUUAUUGCCAGCCAUCCAGUAUUUUUUGUAUCAGCCCCCGUGCUGAUCUCAAUCUUGCUGGGGGCCAGUUUUAGCAGGUAUAAGGUUGAGGAGAACAUUGAAUAUUUGCUGGCCCCUAAACACAGCCUAGCCAAGAUAGAGAGAAACCUGGUGGAUAGUCUAUUCCCAGUCAAUCGCUCCAAGCACCGUCUAUACUCGGAUCUCCAGACACCUGGAAGGUACGGCAGGGUGAUCAUAACAUCAUCUAGGAGAGCAAACAUGUUGGACCAACAUCAUACAGAUCUCAUUUUGAAGUUGCACUCUGCAGUGAAAAGGAUUCAAGUUCAUCAACCGGGGUUUAAUUACACAUUUGCUCACAUUUGCAUGUUGAGCAAUGAAAAGACUUGCAUUGUGGAUGAUAUAGUCCAUAUUUUGGAAGAAUUGAAGGCAGCUCGAUCCCUAAAUCGAACAAAUUUUGUCAUCACCUAUCCCAUCACACAAUUAAAAGAUGGCAGAGAAGUGUACAAUGGGCACCAGUUGGGAGGUGUCACUGUGCACAGCAAAGAUCGCGUGAAGUCUGCAGAGGCCAUUCAACUCACGUAUUAUCUGCAGGCGAUAAACACACUCAAUGAACUGGUGGCUGAAAAGUGGGAAUCUAUUUUCUGUGAGACUGUAGAAAGCUUUCAAAGAUUAAAUAAAGAGGUCAAAUUGUAUCCUUUCACGUCUUCAUCUCUAGGAGAGGAUUUUCAGAAAACCAGCAGGGUUGCGGAACGUUACUUGAUUACAAGCCUAGUCUUAGUUGUUUCAUUGGCCAUUUUGUGCUGCUCCAUGCAGGACUGUGUCCGAAGUAAACCUUGGCUCGGUCUACUUGGAUUGGUAACUGUUACCCUUUCUACACUCACUGCUGCUGGGAUCAUCAAUCUGACUGGAGGAAAAUACAAUUCUACUUUCCUGGGAAUACCAUUCAUCAUGCUAGGUCACGGAUUAUAUGGGACAUUUGAAAUGUUAUCUUCUUGGCGGAAAACAAGAGAAGAUCAACACGUAAAGGAAAGGACAGCCGUUGUGUAUGCAGAUACUAUGACAUCCUUCUCUCUCACCACUGCCAUGUAUCUAGUCACCUUUGGGAUUGGAGCCAGUCCCUUCACAAACAUUGAAGCAGCAAGGAUAUUUUGCCGCAAUUCAUGUAUAGCAAUCUUCUUCAACUACCUCUACAUUCUAUCAUUCUAUGGCUCUAGCCUUGUGUUUACUGGGUACAUUGAAAAUAAUUACCAGCAUAGUAUUUUCUGCAGAAAGGUGCCAAAGCCUGAAGUUCUACAGGUCAAGUCAUUGUGGUACAGGUUUCUAAUGACCGCAAGAUUUAGUGAAGACACAGCAGAUUCCGAAGAUACAAACUCUUAUGAAAGUCAUCUUUUGGUUUGCUUUCUCAGACGCUAUUACUGUGACUGGAUAACUAAUACAUAUGUAAAACCUUUUGUAGUUCUCUUUUACCUUGUUUAUAUUUCCUUUGCCUUAAUGGGCUACCUGCAGGUCAAUGAAGGAUCUGAUCUGAGUAACAUAGUAGCAACUGAGACACGAACCAUUACUUACACAGGCAUCCAACAAAAGUAUUUCAGCAACUACAGCCCAGUUAUAGGCUUCUACAUCUAUGAGUCUAUUGAAUACUGGAAUACAAGUGUUCAGGAGGAUGUCCUAGAGUACACAAAAGGUUUCGUGAGAAUAUCCUGGUUUGAGAGCUACUUAAACUAUCUCAGAAAACUUAACAUGUCUACUGGAUUACCCAAAAAGAACUUCACAGAUAUACUGAGGUAUUCUUUUCUUAAAAAUCCACGGUUUUCACAUUUUUCUGAAGAUAUUAUCAUACCUAAAAAAUACAACAAUGAAAUAGAUGUUGUGGCCUCUCGGAUGUUCUUGAUUGCAAAGACAAUGGAAACAAACAGGGAAGAACUCUAUGACCUCCUUGAAACUUUAAGAAAACUUUCUCUAACCUCCAAAGUAAAAUUUAUUGUCUUCAAUCCAUCCUUUGUAUACAUGGACCGAUAUGCUUCUUCAGUGGGAGCUCCAUUACAGAACUCCUGCAUAAGUGCUUUGUUCCUACUGUUCUUCUCUGCAUUUCUUGUGGCAAGCUCUAUCAUCAAUGUUUGGAUAACAUUAACCGUGGCCUCUGUAGAGUUUGGAGUAAUAGGAUUCAUGACUUUAUGGAAAGUUGAGUUGGAUUGCAUAUCAGUGCUUUGCCUAACCUAUGGAAUUAAUUACACAAUAGAUAACUGUGCACCACUAUUAUCAACAUUUAUCUUGGGGAAAGAAUUUACAAGAACUAAAUGGGUAAAAAAUUCAUUGGAAGUGCAUGGGGUAGCCAUUUUACAGAGCUACCUCUGUUACAUUGUUGGUCUGAUCCCUCUUGCAGCUGUGCCUUCAAAUUUGACCCGUACACUGUUCAGGUGCUUGUUUUUGAUAGCCUUUGUCACAUUCUUUCACUGCUUUGCUAUUUUGCCAGUUAUGCUGACUUUUGUGCCACCUUCAAAGAAGAAGCGGAAAGAAAAAAAAACACAGGAAAACCGUGAAGAGGUAGAAUGCGUUGAAAUGGUGGACUUGGACAGCACCAGAGUGGUUGACCAAAUUACGACUGUCUGAUUAUAAAUAUAUGUAUAUUUUUUAAUUUGUAUGUUGAUUUUCACCCUAGGUCUUACUAAAAGAAUGUGUCGAUGGAACUUCUGAUCUGCGUGGGUAAUAAAUAUUAAAACAAGUAUCCAAUACAACCCAUCCAAAGGAUGUUCCAUGAAGCGUGAUUAGCCUCACAGACAUUAGACAUAAAGAAAGACAUGAAACUGGACUAUGCUCAAUUACGUGCAUAUAUAUAUAUAUAUAUAUAUAUAUAUAAAAUUAUAUAUAUACAGUAUAUAUAUAUAUUAUAUACAGUAUAUAUAUUGAGAGGAAUACAAUAGCUUAAAUAGCAGUAAAGGGAGAGUACAAAGUUCCAUUUGCAUUAAUUUAAGCAGGAAAUUCUCUUUCUAUGCUGCUUACAAGGCUGUUACUGUUGCAAACGCCUACAAAGUGAGUGUAUAGUUAGUUUGUGUACCCAUACAUUUUUCGGCAAUAUCGUGACCUUAUCUGAACUUAUUAAUUUACAAGAACAGUCUGCUCUUUUAGUUUUGCGUUUAAAGUAUUUUCUUUUAAAGCAAAUAUAUUUAUUUGUCCCAAUAUAAAACAAAAUAUGCACCAUUGUAGUAUCAAUUUAAACACUAAACUAACUAAAAUACAUUGUAUCACUCAGUGUACAGCACACGUGUGUAAGCUAGGAGAGUUCCUAUGAUACAUAUAUUUAAGCUAAGGAAAGAAUCUAAAAGUGUCUACACUCACGUUGUUUGUGUUUAUGUACAGUAUAUUUUUGAAGGAUAGGUGUUUAUCAGUGAUGUCACUAAGCUUUAAAAGACCCGAAUUCAGUGCCACUUCGUAAUCUCCAAAUACAUGUUUUCUCCCACAAUGCAUAUAGACAGAGUAUUAUGGGGGAGAUUUUUCAAGCCUCCUAUAGAGUGAAAAAGUGGACAAGUGUUGAAUUUCACCUAGCCACCAAUCAGAUUUUACAGUAAGUAUAAUUUAUAAAGAACAAUCUAAAAUUCUAGGUAGAAGCUGAGCUGAUGCUACUGUAUGGGCAACUUCUCCACGCUUUUGUAGGCUCAUAAUAUCUCCCCCUAUAUCUCCAAACAGAAUAGUUGUUUGUUUUUGUUUUGUUUUUUUGUGUUGUUUUUUUUUGGGGGGGGGGGUUUCUCAACUUUUUAUUUUGAAUUGUUGAGAGUUAUUCGGAAUAAUAACAGUAAUAUUUUGUAUCUAUCCUGGUAUUGGAAACAUGUAUCUAUCCUGGUAUUGGAAUCAUGUAUCUAUCCUGGUAUGGGAAUCACACAACCAUUAAUAGUUGUCAUAAGAAAUGACUUUAAGUGAAUACAAAAAUCUGCUUCAGACUUAGGGCCUAGGUCCCUAGUGCCAGGACAUAGCAAUGCCCCAUAUUUUUCCCACAACAAUACAGUUUGGAUACAGAAGUAGAUAAAUAAAUACUAAUUUGAUGUAGCAUUUCUUUAUUUUCUUUGUUUGCCUGUUGUGUUUUAUUAAUUACUUCCAAGAUUUCAAACCAUUCCCUACCUACUGGCAUUAAAUAAUUUGUAUUAUAUUAUAUAUUAAGGGUUUUUUUUGUUUGUUUUUUUAAGGUCCAGAGUUGUUCAAGCUCAGGGAUCUUGCACAAAUGUUCUUUUAAGAAUAACACCCUAAACAUUUACAUAAUGCAAAAAUUAAAAUAAAAAAAAACAUU
Molecule: messenger RNA, 5616 nt
Organism: Pseudophryne corroboree (corroboree frog)
Lineage: Eukaryota; Metazoa; Chordata; Amphibia; Anura; Myobatrachidae
Gene: PTCHD1
Product: patched domain containing 1
Exons: 4
Coding region: 1203-3947 (914 amino acids)
Biological process (GO): cognition; chemical synaptic transmission
Cellular component (GO): plasma membrane; synapse
Source: RefSeq, a predicted model, not a curated record